AUGUCGCUAGGUUAUCAUUAUCUAGCGGAUGAGAGUUUUCAUAUUCCAGGUCCAGUCGAUGGUAUUAUUGGAUCGGAGCUAUUCCCUCAUCUUGUGAGCGGGACCAAGAUCAUGGAUGGUCCAGACGCACCUGUCGCUGUGCACACUCGAUUAGGUUUUGUGGUCAUGGGAAAGGCUCCGUUAGUGGGAAAGUCAAGAGAACAAAAGCAUACCCUUUUAUCCAAAUUGUCGAGUCCCGAGAUACAGGUUUUGGAACGGUUUUGGGAAAUAGAAAUCCCGACACCCGUCCGUCCUAUGAUCACUAAGCAGGACGCCGAGUGCGAAAGGCAUUUUUUAAACACGGUCCAGCGGACCGAAGGAGAUCGUUUUUCAGUCGCUUUACUCUUUCGUGAAGACCCGGAGAUCCUUGGGGAUUCCUCUGAAUUAGCUUGUAAACGAUUCCUGAACUUAGAGGCACGGCUGGCUCGCUCUCCCGACUUGAAAAAAGUGUACCACGACGUGUUUUAUGAUCAUUUACAGCAAGGUCAUAUGUCGCCCGUUCAGGGAGAACACGAUAGAACUGGAUAUUUUAUUCCGCACCAUGCAGUGUUCAAACCUCAGAGCACUAGUACACCUGUGCGCGUGGUGUUUGACGCCAGUGCCAAAACGAGUUCUGGAAAAUCGCUGAAUGAUGUUUUGUUUGUCGGGCCUAAAUUACAAGCCAACUUAGUAUCAUUACUCAUGAAUUUCCGAAUAUUUGCUUAUGCCCUGACCGCGGAUGUCCGACAAAUGUAUCGGCAAAUUUUGGUUACCGAGCGACAUCGUCGUUAUCAACGCAUAUUGUGGCGUUUUGAUCGUGAGCACCCGUUGUCUAUGUUUGAAUUAAAUACAGUCGUUUUUGGUAUUUCAUCUUCCCCAUAUUUAGCCUUGCCCAACAUCCAGCAGUUAGUUGAUGAGGAGGGUAAACAUUUCUCAUUAGCAGCAGAAGUUACCGCACGAGACAUGUAUAUGGACGAUCUUUUGACGUCCGUGAGUUCUCUCCAGGAAGCGAAAAUACUAUAUAGACAAUCUAAGGAUUUGUUCUGCAGGGGGUUCUGA
Molecule: messenger RNA, 1077 nt
Organism: Cimex lectularius (bed bug)
Lineage: Eukaryota; Metazoa; Arthropoda; Insecta; Hemiptera; Cimicidae
Exons: 1
Coding region: 1-1077 (358 amino acids)
Source: RefSeq, a predicted model, not a curated record